Molecule: messenger RNA, 3234 nt
Organism: Neoarius graeffei (lesser salmon catfish)
Lineage: Eukaryota; Metazoa; Chordata; Actinopteri; Siluriformes; Ariidae
Gene: gcgrb
Product: glucagon receptor b
Exons: 14
Coding region: 283-1815 (510 amino acids)
Biological process (GO): adenylate cyclase-activating G protein-coupled receptor signaling pathway; cell surface receptor signaling pathway
Cellular component (GO): plasma membrane
Molecular function (GO): peptide hormone binding; glucagon receptor activity; gastric inhibitory peptide receptor activity
Source: RefSeq, a predicted model, not a curated record
GCACUGAAAAGAAACUCAAUCCCAGUGAAAGUUAGUUAAUUAAUUAAUUGAUCCAGUAAUUAAUUUAAAUUAUAUGUGAAUGCCUUUAUUGUUAUGAAACUUUUUGGAUGAUUUGCUCGGGUUGUUUGUGUUUGUUGGAUUACCGACACUGGGAUUUCUCUUUCUGGCGCGCGCACUGAGGUGGGCGAUGCGCGGUCGCGCACGGACGGGACAGGAGACUCCGAGGUCCAGAGGUGCUAUGUUGAGGGUGUCAGGGUGAUGAAUUGACUCACAGGUUGAGGGAUGUCCCUACGCCUGCUCCUGCUCCUGCUAACACUGUCCUCACACACACAGGUCUGUCUGGCUCUGAAGAUGUUACGGGAGCAAUGGGCCAGCUACAGGAAUGAGUGUGUUCACAAUUUCGGCAGCAACCCACCUGCUACAGGUUUGGUGUGUAACAGGACUUUUGAUCAGUAUACGUGUUGGCCUGAUGGCUCGCCCGGCUCCGUCGUUAAUGUUUCCUGUCCGUGGUAUCUGCCGUGGUAUCGCAAAGUUAAGCAGGGUAGAGUUUAUCGAGUGUGUGGUGCCGACGGUCGAUGGGCUGAUGGUAAAAACACCACAGAGUGUGACGAGAAUGAUGAUCAACUGGAAGAGUAUGGGCAGAUUAUAAGUACAUUCAGGGUCAUGUAUACAGUGGGUUACUCGCUCUCUCUGGCAGCUUUGGUCCUUGCACUUGGAAUCCUCACAGCCUUCAGGAAGUUACAGUGCAUGAGGAACAACAUCCACAUGAACCUGUUCAGCUCGUUCAUCCUGCGUGCUGUGUCCAUCUUCGUGAAAGACGCACUGCUGGAUCAGAUCAAUAUCUCACAGGCAGCACCAUACCACUACCACGACCAGAACCUGUUUGACAUCAAGAUAACCGCAGGAUGUCGGGUCGCCAUGGUGAUGAUGCAGUACAGCGUGAUCGCGAACAAUUACUGGCUGCUGGUGGAGGGUUUGUACCUGCACAGUCUCCUGGCUGUAACCGUCUUCUCAGAGAGAAACUACUUCUGCAUGUAUCUGUGCAUCGGCUGGGGUGCGCCGGUGAUGUUCGUGUUGCCGUGGGUGACACUCAAGUAUCUGUAUGAAAAUGAUCUAUGCUGGGAGAAGAAUAUAAACAUGGGCUACUGGUGGAUUAUCCGCUCACCCAUCCUGUUUGCCUAUCUGAUUAAUUUCUUUAUAUUUAUUAGAAUUAUAAAGAUCCUGAUGUCCAAACUUAAGGCUCAUCAGAUGAGGUACACAGAUUAUAAAUUCAGAUUGGCUAAAUCCACACUGACACUGAUCCCACUGUUGGGGAUUCACGCCAUCCUCUUCACCUUCGUCAUCGACGAGUCCGUGGACAGGAAAUCUCUGUUGCGGCUCAUCCGCCUCUUCUAUGACCUGUUCUUCAGCUCCUUCCAGGGUUUGCUGGUGGCCAUUUUGUACUGCUUUGUCAACAAAGAGGUAAAGAAUGAGAUGAUAAAGAGAUGGAAACGUUGGAAGCUCGGGAAAGACAUCGAGGAGGAAUAUCGCAACACAUACAGCCAAACGGCUCACCGCAAGAGUGCCAGUCUCAACGCGGCUUUACCGCCGGAAUGUUCUGACACCCCCGAACCUGCAGUGUCAGCCCCGCCCUCAGAGGAGAGCCGCCGGCUUGUGAUUAGCUGCCGGAACGGUGUAAGACUGGUGGAAGGGAUCAGCAGGGCGGGGCUGCAGGAGGGUACAAGUAACUGCAGCUCGCUGACCGAGGACAUCUGCUUAGAGGAGCGAAUUCACAACACGGACCAUGCAGUAGGGACAGAGGAGUGUGACGUCUGAGGGAACUUUGACCUCUUGAGGUUUUGUUGUGUUCCAACAAAAGGAAUAAAAAUAGCUACUUAUGACAGAAUAGGUAGAUAAGCACUAUGAUACACACGAAAAGACAAUCAUACUAUAAAAAAUGGUGCACAGUGACCAUCAUCUCAAUUUGUCAAAAGGCAAGGGGUGUCCUGGUGGACGUGUGUGUUUGUGUGUGUGUGUGUUUUGACCCUUACUAUCCACCAUACUGCAGCAAAUAAUGACACAGUGUGAAAACUUGGCUUAUCUGAAAUGCAUGUAAACUUGUGCUUUUAUGUAAACAGAAAAGAAAACACCGCAACCUUAUGCUAUUGCAGGCAAUUCAGUAGCUCGUGAUUAGCUUGCUAGUUGCCUCCACCAACUGUGUUGGAGGAGGUUAUGUUUUCGCCUCCAUUUGUUUGUUCCCAAUGUAACUCAAAAAAAAGUGAAUGGAUUUGGAUGAAAUUUGGAGGAAAGGUGGGGACCAUGGACCAAGGAACAAUUGAUUAGAUUUUGAUUCAAAUUUGAAUGUAGGUUGGUGGAGGUAUGGACUCCACUGAGCGCCCUUCAGAUUUGUUAAUUAGCUCAUAUCGCCCUGAUCAAGUGCACAUAAACAAAAUAUUUAGGCUACGUUCACACUGCAGGCUGAAGUGACUCAAAUCCGAUCUUUUCGCCCAUAUGUGACCUGUAUCCGAUCUUUUAUUGACAAUAUGAACGACACAGAUCCGAUUUUUUCAAAUCCGACCCAGGCCGUUUGGAUAUGUGGUCCUAAUUCCGAUUCCUAGCCGCUCUUUUCAUGUGCUACUUCAGUCUGAACCGUCAGGUCGCAUUCAUCCGACUUACACGUCAUCAACAAGCCACAAACGUCACUAUUCUGCGCUGAAGUAGGCGGCGGGUCUCUCAAAAAUAGUUACAACAACAUGGCGCAUAAUCACGGGCGCAGAUAGAGGGUGGGACGGGUGGGAUUCGUCCCACCCAGAUUUAAAUUCACCUCGCUCGGUCCCCCCCACUUAUAGGGAGGAAAAAACGUCUAUGCUGUCUUUCUUUGCAUAAGGCAAACCUCACGGAAAAAUCAAAAGACUAAUUACCAUUCGGUUUAUUGAGGUGCACGGCAGUGUAUACAUAGUUGCAACAACUCACAUAAAACAAAACAAAGACUGAUAUUCGGUUGGUUGAGCUGCGCAGACUGCACAGGUUGCGAGCUUGAGCUUGGUUGCUAUGGUAACCCACAACAAGUUUGACAGGCAUAUCGGGGUUUGGGGUUGGUUUGCUGGCAGCUUUGUCCCCCCCAGUUUUUUGUCCCCCCCAGUUCAAAAAACGUAUCUGCGCCCCUGCGCAUGACAUCAAUGCGAGGGACGCUUCGGGCUGUGAAGGUUCUGAAUCUUCUCAAUGGAAGGACACAGAGGUUAGGGAGCUGAUUUC